UCACUUAUACACGUUAUUUAUCGAUUUAUUCAUUUAAAUGCUCUGAGUUACCUGUACACCAGCGAUAGUAGGUUGUAAUCUAAUCACGGUCGAUUUAAUUCGCGUUCUGAUCGGUCUCGCGUGUAAAUGUGCCGCGGUCCCUUUAAGCGUGACUCCAUUUUUCGGCGAAAUUUUAUCAAAGUUCCUGAAAAACUUGAACGGUCCGCAUUUACUCCGAGUUUAUUAACAAGCUAAAGACUCCCGAAUCUGGAUAACGGAAGAACUUAAGCAGUUAUUCGGCUGAUAUUAAACAGUGAAGCUACCUACCAUUAGACUAUUAUUGUUAUUAAUUAUCAUCAUCUUUUCAUCAGCAGCAGAGUGUGGAUCAAACCGGAUCAGAAUCUACAGACAUGACGAAUCUGUGUGGCUCUGCUGACGCGAGGCCUUUGAUGUCCCAGCGCUCUCUGCCCGGCACACCGGUCACCCACAAACACCUGCCCAUCGACCUGCGCACAUCCAUGGACGGCAAAUACAAGGAGAUCGCAGAGGAGCUGCUGGCGAGGAGUCUGACAGACAGCGACAUGCGUUGCGCUCCGUACGAGUUUCCUGAAGAAAGUCCCAUUGAACAGCUGGAAGAGAAACGUCACCGUCUGGAGCGACAGAUCAGUCAGGACAUCAAGCUUGAGCCCGAGAUUCUGCUGCGAGCGAAACAAGACUUCAUGAAAAUUGACAGCGCAGCAGACCUGGAGUGUCUGAAGGACAGUCAUGUGGAUGUGGUGGACCACCAUCAUAUGGAGCGAGAGAUGCUGGUGGAGAGAGAAUAUCAGCGCGUAUCCAUCUCGGGCGAGGAGAAGUGUGGGGUGCCAUUCACGGAUCUGGUGGACGCAGCAAAGUGUGUUGUGAAGGCCUUGUUCAUCAGAGAGAAGUACAUGGCUCUGUCUCUGCAGACCUUCUGUAAAACCACAGCACGAUCCUUGCAGGAGCUCAACCAGAGACCGCUGGAUGUCAACGUGUACGAGGACCUUAACGACAGUCCCGUCGACUCAAACAUGUCCGUUCACCCGCCGGUGUCAGAAACGCAUCCGUACGAUGGGCAGGACAUGAAGAACCUGCCGCCGGACACUGGGUACAGCUGCAAGAUGGUGGACGGAGUGUUUCACGUCUACCAUGCACAAAACCCCAUGGACAAGAGCACCGAAGUGGACCUGCCGUAUCCAGACCUGCAGGAAUACAUCGCCGACAUGAACGUGAUGAUGGCACUUAUCAUUAAUGGCCCUGUGAAGUCAUUCUGUUACCGGCGGCUGCAGUAUCUGAGCUCCAAGUUUCAGAUGCAUGUCCUGCUGAAUGAGAUGAAGGAGCUCGCCGCACAAAAGAAGGUGCCGCACAGAGACUUCUACAACAUACGCAAGGUGGACACGCACAUCCACGCGUCGUCAUGCAUGAACCAGAAGCACCUGCUGCGCUUCAUCAAGAGCGCAAUGAAGAAAUACCCGAACGAAAUCGUGCACAUAGAGGGCGGCCGUGGGCAGACGCUGAUGGAGGUGUUCGAGAACAUGAACCUGACAGCGUAUGAUCUGAGCGUGGACACACUGGACAUGCACGCGGACAGGAACACCUUCCACCGCUUCGACAAAUUCAACUCCAAAUACAACCCCAUCGGAGAGUCCAUCCUCAGAGAGAUUUUCAUCAAAACUGACAACCACAUCCAUGGGAAAUACUUCGGACACAUCGUCAAGGAAGUGAUGUCAGACCUGGAGGAGAGUAAGUAUCAGAAUGCUGAGCUGCGUCUGUCUGUUUACGGACGAUCCAUGGACGAGUGGGACAAACUGGCGCAGUGGGCUGUUUCUCACUCAGUCUACUCUGAUAAUGUCCGCUGGCUCGUCCAGAUCCCACGACUCUUUGAUGUUUACCGCACUAAAAAGCAGCUGAGUAACUUCCAGCAGAUGCUGGAGAACAUCUUCCUGCCGCUGUUUGAGGUCACCAUCAAUCCCAACAGCCACCCGCAACUACACCUCUUCCUGGAACAUGUGGUGGGAUUCGACAGCGUGGAUGACGAGUCCAAACCAGAGCAUCACGUCUUCAACAUGGACAGUCCGUCUCCGGCACGCUGGAGUGACGACGACAACCCGCCGUACUCCUACUACCUGUACUACAUGUAUGCCAACAUGACUGUCCUCAACCACCUGCGCAGGAGGCGGAGCUUCCACACAUUUGUGCUGCGACCUCACUGCGGGGAGGCGGGGCCUAUCCAUCACCUGGUGUCUGGAUUCAUGCUGUCAGAAAAUAUCUCACACGGCCUGCUGCUCAGAAAGGCUCCGGUCCUGCAGUAUCUGUACUAUCUGGCUCAGGUGGGCAUCGCCAUGUCUCCGCUCAGCAACAACAGUCUGUUUCUGAGUUACCAUCGCAACCCUCUGCCCGAGUAUCUGUCCCGCGGCCUGAUGGUGUCACUGUCCACCGACGACCCGCUGCAGUUCCACUUCACUAAGGAGCCUCUGAUGGAGGAGUACAGCAUCGCUGCUCAGGUGUGGAAACUCAGCUCAUGUGACAUGUGUGAACUCGCCAGAAACAGUGUGCUAAUGAGCGGCUUCUCACACAGGGCUAAGAGUCAUUGGCUGGGUCCCGAUUACACUAGAGAGGGUCCCGUCAGUAACGACAUCCGGCGCACAAACGUCCCAGACAUCCGUGUGGCGUAUCGAUAUGAGACUAUGUGCGAGGAGCUGCACCUGAUCACACAGGCCGUCCGAACGCAGGAGUUGGACAGCAUCGAGGAGGAGGACGGGCUGUCAUUCACAUCCAGCCAAUCAGCACGCUAGAGACGAGCCCUAACCCCGCCCACACUCCACCUGUCCUAUCAGGAGGCUGUAGACGAGCUCUGACCCCACCCACAAUCCGCCUGUCCAAUCAGGAUGCUGUAGCAGAGCCCUGACCCCACCCACAAUCAGCCUGUCCAAUCAAGUUGCUGUAGACGGGUCCUGACCCCACCCGCACCACACCCGUCCAAUCAGCACGCUAGAGACGGACCAAAGCCACAUUCCUGUCAUUUCACUGCAUGUUUAGAGCUAUGCAUCGCUAUUGUACGACGUUAUACCUCCGUCAUGACGUCACGUUCCCGCACGUGCCUUUUAUUUUAGAGACUUUUAUUUUGAAGGUUACAUUUGAGGUGUCUGUGAUUAUAACUGUAGUGCUACCUAUGAUAAUACAUAAUAUUUAAUUAUUUGCUUAAGUCUAAAAGCUGAAAUAAUUUAAGUGUUGUUUAAUUAAAUACAAUAUUAAAAACAAGUAGAAUUUCUUAUUAUUAUGAUAGUUAUAUUGGAAUAUAUUUUAAAUAUUAUAGAAAAUUAACAACAUAUACGCACAAUAAUAUUAAUAUAAUUAAACUGUAUUAUUAUGUUAAUAUUUUGUUUUUAAAAUUAAUGUUAAAAACAAUAUAAUUAUACUAACAUUAUUAUACAUUAAUAUGUAUAAUAAUUACAUUGAAAAAAAUAAUACUAAUUAUACAUAUUAAUAUAUGUAUAAUAUUAUUAACAAUUAUAUUUUGCUUUUAACUUUUUGAUAAUACGCACUUUUAUAUUAUUAUUAUCCCCCCGUUUUACUUAAACUUGACUUUUAUUUUGAAGGUUUAAUUUGUGAUAACUCACUGUGAACAGGUCUUUCAGUCUCUUGUUCUAUUGUCCAUUAAAUUGUCUCAUAAUUUUGAAGGAUUUACGUUUUCUGAUGGCCGAACUGUUCACAAGUGAACGUCCUGCAGGAGGCGCUGUUGAGCCAAAAGCUAUUUUUUUCCCCCCAACCCUAAACUUCCUCAACUCACUGAACCUUCCAUUUCUGUGCUGUUUACAAGGUAGUUUACCUACACAAGAAGUAUUUUACAUUCAUCCUUCACAUUGUUUUUUUCCGUUUUCCGAUCGAGCAUGUAUUUGGUAGUUUGAGUUGAAUGUUAAACUGACUGUUAACCGCCACAGUAUUAUGACACUCAACUAAUAAAUCACAAUGAACGUGACUCAGAAAAAGCAUGAUUUAUAGAAAUUAGCACAUUAAUCCAGAGCAAAGCAUGACGCACAACACGCUAGAAAGCAAAUGAUUAUGAAUAAUAGUAUGAAAUAUAUCUAUUUUUUGGGAGAAUGAUGUUUUGUUGAUUUCAAUAAAGCAUGU
Molecule: messenger RNA, 4128 nt
Organism: Labeo rohita (rohu)
Lineage: Eukaryota; Metazoa; Chordata; Actinopteri; Cypriniformes; Cyprinidae
Gene: ampd2a
Product: adenosine monophosphate deaminase 2a
Exons: 18
Coding region: 390-2792 (800 amino acids)
Biological process (GO): AMP metabolic process; IMP salvage
Cellular component (GO): cytosol
Molecular function (GO): AMP deaminase activity
Source: RefSeq, a predicted model, not a curated record